AAUGUUGAACCAUUUAUCUAUUUAUUUAUUUAUUUAUUCGCAUAUGAAAAUAAACGAGUCUUCACUCAAAAUCUGAAUAUUCUACCUGAAAAAUUAUAAUCACAAGUUCAUGGUAAUUCACCGAUCGAUAAUCUUCAACCUUUCAUCUCUGCGAGAAGGGAAAUCCUUCACACGCAGUAUUGUCUCAGAACAUACUCUACAGGUUGUUGUGGAAAUGAUACUUGAUUAGUUAAUGGUGAAAAGUACUUGUAUCAGAUUCAGAACUGCGAGUGAGUAAAAUGUACAAUGCAAUGGAAGAAACACAAGGCGAGUUUUAUGCUUCCGAUUUACCCGAGUAUGAUUUCAACAGACAAGGGAAUCAUAGGACUGGUAUAACAGGUCUGAAGAAGAGAGGUCAUGUGAGUCGGUCUUGGAUAAAAAUUGAUCAGGAUGGAAACUCCGAGGUUGUGACGCUUGACAAGGCUACUAUUAUGAGAGAUUGCUCGUUGCCUUCUAGAGAUCUUCGAUUGUUGGAUCCCAUGUUCAUUUAUCCCUCUUCCAUUUUAGGAAGGGAGAUGGCUAUUGUUGUCAACCUUGAGCAAAUCAGGUGUAUAAUCACUGCGGAUGAAGUAAUUCUCAUGAAUUCACUGGAUGGUACUGUUGGUCGGUACAGGUCACAAUUAUGCAAUCGGCUCAGGAAAGAAAAGUCUGAUGAUCUUCCCUUUGAAUUUCGGGCAUUGGAGUUGGCUCUGGAAUUGACAUGCACAUCUUUAGAUGCACAGGUGAAUGAAUUAGAGAUGGAAAUUUAUCCCGUGCUAGAUGAACUAGCCUCAUCUAUCAGUACUCUCCUUCUGGAACGUGUUCGAAGAUUCAAAGGUCACCUUCUUGCUUUGACUCAGCGAGUUCAGAAGGUUCGUGAUGAAAUAGAACAUCUCAUGGAUGACGAUGGUGACAUGGCUGAGAUGUGCCUGACUGAGAAAAGGAGAAGAUCGGAUGCCUACCCUUCAAGUGAUUUUAAUCUAAGCCGUACAUCAUCAGGCAAAGUGAUUUCGAAAUCAGAUUCUACUUCACCUGAGCAGUCACUGAGUGGCUUACAGAUGUUGCGUAGGACUUUCAGCAGCAGUAUCGGAAAUUCAAGUAAAUAUGGUAGUUCAACAAGUUCAUCUGAUAAUGGAGAGAGGAUUCAGCCACUGGAGAUGUUGCUGGAAGCAUACUUUAUCGUCAUUGAUAAUACUCUCAAUACAUUAUCGUCGCUCAAAGAAUACAUAGACGACACUGAAGAUUUUCUCAACAUAAAACUGGGAAAUAUCCAAAACCUCCUAAUAAAGUUUGAGAUGCUUCUUACAGCGGCAACAUUGGUGGCUGCAAUAUUUACUGCCGUGGCAGGAGUAUUUGGAAUGAACUUUCAAACCUCAGUUUUUGACUACUCAUCUGGAUUCAACUGGGUUUUAGUAAUUACUGGAAUUGGUUGUGUAGCAUUGUAUUUCUCCUUACUAUCCUAUUUUAGAUACAAAAAAGUGCUUCCAGAAUAAAAAUUCAACAAUAAAUUAAUUGUGCAUUCUAUCAAAAUCAAUUUGGCCAAGCUGACAUGACUGGCAGUUGUAUAUUAUUCACAUAUUUACAUAUUUAUUUGUUUGUCAA
Molecule: messenger RNA, 1620 nt
Organism: Lathyrus oleraceus (garden pea)
Lineage: Eukaryota; Viridiplantae; Streptophyta; Magnoliopsida; Fabales; Fabaceae
Product: magnesium transporter MRS2-5
Exons: 7
Coding region: 279-1511 (410 amino acids)
Biological process (GO): magnesium ion transport
Molecular function (GO): magnesium ion transmembrane transporter activity
Source: RefSeq, a predicted model, not a curated record